UUGUCUCAGGUUCUCUACAAACUCAGACAGACGUCACUGCCAAGGUGGCCACAUUUUUGAGGUUUCCUCCCCCACGAGGGCUAGGUUUUUUGCAGCCUCUAGUAACUUAUUCAUUAAUCACACCCUGCCCAAAUACCACUAAUGCUUCCCCCUCCCUUCCCCACCAGCCUCCUACCUUCAUCAACCACUCUGUUUGCACAGAAGGUUAAAGGGAGGAAGAAUUUUAAGUGAAAGAAAUUUACAGAAGGACAAAAAUCAGGCAACCUAAAUUCUCCCCCCUCCCCAUUCCCAGUCCAUUUCAUUUCCAGUAUUUUGUGUAUGGCGUCUGGGGAAUCCAAAGCACAUGGCUUUGGGUUUGUAUCUGUUUGUCUGUAGUGGGGCCUGCACAACUCCUUGUAAAUUAGGUGUAAAUUAUCUAAUAGUGGACUCUUUGGUAGGGCUUUUAGGGUAUUAAAAGACCUCUGAUUAAAAGACCUCUGGCACCUGACCGAGGUCAGCUGACUCAGGAUCAUGGGGCUCAGGCUGAGGGGCUAAAAAUCUCUGUGUAGACAUUCGGGUUUGGGCUGGUGCCCGAGCCAAACAUCAACCCAGCAACUUUUCAUCCCCAGAGCAUGAGCCUGGUGAUCUGGACUCAGUUGACCUGGGGCACCUGUGGGCUUUUUUAUCUCUGUGUAGACAUACCCUUAUAGGGCUGGUUUGAAAAAAAGUAGUAAGCAUUUUUGGGGGGAAAAAAACAACCAACCAAAAGCUUUUGAAUGAAUCAGUAUAAAAACUGUGUUGGACAAGCUUGAAUUUUGGUUUCAUUUGAAAUUUCUUCCAGGGUUUGGACAAAACUUGUUUCAGUUUUUGUUUCAUACUGAAAACAUUCACUUUGGUUUGUGCGUGAAUGGUCAUUUCAUUCACGAAGCUCUCUCCGCACCCCCUUCAGCUCCAGAUAAAGGGCUCUGCACAGCCAAACCUGAGCUGUCCUAGCAAUCGGUCGUCAUAAGGAAACGAGACGUGUGUUAGCUCAAGACACAAGGAGGGAGAAGUUUGCUGCUUCCCUGCUCUCUGGAAGGGGAGCACUUGCUCCCGCUGGGAUGAGUUUAACCUACUUUCUGCCUCCAAGACAGCACCAGCUCGGGGGACAGAGAGGAGAGCCUGUACUGCAUACACCACUAAUGAGAUACAGUUCGCUUCCCGCUGCCGGGACCGAUCGCUCCUGCCCGACCUCCCUUGGCUCCCCCAAAUAAACCAGUUGUGCGACAGGUCCAUUGCAUCAUGCUUGAUCCCAGGGGUUCUCAAACUGGGGGUUGUGAUCCUUCAGGGGGGUUAGAUGGGGGUCAACUCCCCCUGAGCGCCCAUUAAAUUAAAUUAACCCCCCAUUUUUAAUUGAUACGGGAGGCGGGGGGGGGUCACACUUAGAGGCUUGCUGUGUGAACCAAUACAAAAAGUUUGAAAAUCACUUCUAGUCGAUCCCUUCCGCAGUGUGUUGGCUGUGAUCCCAGCUGUGCUCUUCCCCCAGACGGAUUUACACCGCUUUGGUCCUGUAUCUUGCAGUCCCUGGCAGAGACAAGGCGGGCGAGGUAAUAUCUUUGAUUGGACCAACUUCUGUUCCGUCAGCGAGACAAACUUGGGAACUGUCACCAGGAAGCUGCAGUUCUGAACCAUGACUCAACUCCACAAAGCCUGUUUACAGGAAGGGAAACUCCCCUUUCUCGUUCAAGGGUCAACACAUUUCAGGGAACAGGGAAGUGAAAUUAAACUGCUCUUCUGCCUGGGAUGAGCCAUGGCUGCUGCUGCAAAGGCAAGGCAAAGCCUCCAGGAUGAAGCUUCUUGUUCCAUCUGCCUGGAGUAUUUUAAUGAUCCGGUGACUAUAGACUGUGGGCACAAUUUCUGCCGAGCCUGCAUCACCCAGUGCUGGGAGGGCUCGGAUAAAGACUUCUCCUGCCCUCAGUGCAGAACGACCUUUCCCCAGAGAAACCUCAGGCCAAACAGGCAGCUGGCCAACAUGGUAGAAAUAGCCAAGCAGCUACAUUUGCAAUCAACAAAAGAUGCCGGAGCCGGGAGAGCGUGUGAGAAACACCAGGAGGCUCUGAAACUCUUCUGUCGAGAGGAUCAGUCCCCCAUCUGCGUGGUGUGUGACAGGUCCAAGGAGCACAGGGCUCACACGGUGGUUCCUGCAGAGGAGGCCGCCCAGGAGUACAAGGGACAAAUUAGGAGUCGUUUGGAGAUGUUGAAGAAGGAGAUGGAGGGCAUUGCUGCACUGAAAUUGAAUGGGGAAAUAACAAGCCAGGAGCUGCUGCAACAGACGGAGAGCGAGAGGAUGAAGAUUCUGUCGGAAUUUGAGAAACUCCAUCUGUUUCUAGAGGAGAAAGAAUUGCUCCUUUUGGCCCAGCUGGAAGUGCUGGACAAGGAGAUAUUGAAGGGGCAGGAUGAAUUCACCACCAGGCUCACGCAGGAGAAAACUCGUCUCGGGACCCUGAUCAGUGAGAUGGAGGGGAAGUGCCGGCAGCCACCAAGUGAAUUCCUGCAGGACAUCCGAAGCACCUUGAGCAGAUACGAGACAGGGAAGUUUCAGAGUCCACCAUCCCUUCCUCUGGAACUGAAAAGGAGAGUCAAGGAAUUCUCUCAGAAGCACACACUUCUGGAGCACGCUCUGAGUAAAUUUAAAGAGUCUCUGUCUGAACCAAAGCUGGACAAAGCACACGUGACCCUGGAUCCAGACACGGCUCAUCCUCAUCUCAUCCUGUCUGAGGAUGGGACAAGCGUGAGAUGGGGACCUGCACGGCAGGACGUGCCCGACAACUUCAGAAGAUUUGAUCCUGUUCCCUGUGUGCUGGGCUGUGAGGGGUUCACCGCGGGGAGACAUUGGUGGGAGGUGGAGGUGGACGGGAGCAGCUGGGCCGUGGGGGUGGCCAGAGAGUCUGUGAGGAGAAAGGGAGGGGUCAGCCUGGAGCCAGAGGAGGGGAUCUGGGCUGUGGGGCAGCUGAACCCAAUUCAGUAUGUGGCUCUCACUUCUCCUUGGACAAGCCUGCCACUGGAUAGGAGACCCAGGAAGGUCAGGGUCGCCCUGGACUGCAAAAGGCGGCAGGUGGCAUUUUUCAAUGCUGAGAACAACACUCAGAUCUUCACUUUCACUGAAGUCGCUUUUGCUGGGAGAAUCUUCCCGUUCUGCUGGGUGGCAGACGAAAGCUCCCAGGUCAAAAUGUGUCACUGAGCCGUGAGAUCAAGUACCCCUCCCCGCCACCCCCCGGGGCCUGGAUCUGGCAUCUCCCUAAAAUCUCAGCACAGCCAGCUGGUGAAAUUCUGGUCUGUCCGACCCAGCUUCUAACACUCGCUUCACAGCAGUAUCUGACUGCCCACGCCACCUCUUACUGGAGCCCAGAGAGAGCGCAGUUUCUCUAAUGUCUGCAGACAGUUCAUAGCGCAGACAGAUCAUGACCCCCUAUACUGCAGCAUACAGGGGUCAGAAUGAGGGGACAAAUCCCUCCCUGGAUGAGUGGGAGAGGAUCUUUUCUAAGAGGAGAGAGAUCAGAGGGAUUAGAGGUGGGGGAAACAAAGAGUAACUGGAGAGGAUGUUUAUAGAAGGAAAUAUGAGAGGAAAAUGUACAGGAGAAAAAGGGAUGAGGAAGAAUAUAAACUCUUUGGAGCAGGGACUGUCUUUCGCUGUAUGUCCGUGCAGCGCCCUGCACAACGGGGCCCUGAUCUAAGCUGGGGCAGGGACUGUCUCUCGCUGGGUGUCUGUGCAACACGGGGCACAACGGGGCCCUGAUCUCAGUUGGGGUUAUCCUAAUACAUGUAAUAGGCAAUGAUAGCUACACAAGAAACAUUGAGAAUCAUUCAGAGGAUUCAUAGACUUGGGGUAGGAUUUUCAGAAGUGCCUAAAUCCCAUUUUCAAAGGAGAUGAGUGACUCUUGAGAACCCAGGACUCAAUGGAAGUCGACGGGACUCUGGCUUUGAAGUCACUUCGGUGCUUUUGAAAAUAUUAGGUACCAUUCUAAACACCCAUCCCAUUGCUACAUCAGCAGUGAUUUAAGUGGGGGGUCUGUGCAGGCCCAUGGCACCACCCAUGUAGAUUGUGGGUGUUGCAGGAUGGGAGCCUUGCUUGGCUUCAGAAGGUGGAAAUCGCCAAAGGAUUGUCCCAUGUUCCCUGGUUAGGUGAGAUCAAACGGCAGCUUUCUCUGUUGUCCUUGCUGCUCACGCAAAUGUUCAGCGUUCAAAGCCAACUUGUGUUUAUUUUAGGAUUCGCAUUUACCUAAGUAAGAAUAAAAUCCAUAUUUUUAAAUACCCUUAUUUUCUAUUGUGCCUCCUCUCCCCCUAUCUAUAUUAUUGAGCAUUUGUGGGGAGGAAACAUAAAUAUAGUUCACCAGAGGGGACUGUGACGUGAACACCAAUGGGGAACACAGCAAACUCAGCAAGGAUUGGUGGGUGGAGUAUGUGGCAGCGGGGGGGGGGUGGGUGGUUUCUGAGCAAAAGUUUGACUUUUCAUCCAAAAACGAAGUUUCAGCAGCUGAAAAGCCCCUGAACAUUUGGUUUUCCACUGAACAUUUUCAGCUUCAAUUGAACGUAUUCAGGGGGUUGGUUUCCCAAUAAACAACUGAAAAUUUCCGAGGAGAGCAGACCCUUUUUGUCAAGAAUGUUAUUUAGAAGAAAAUCCAAAUGUGCCACGGAGGGGAAAAAAGUUUUGAGAGCAGUUUUGUGCCCUGCCCUAUUGACAAAAUUGAUUAGUAGAUUUUAGAGGCUGAAGGAACCAUUAGAUCGUGUUGUCUGCAUUACACAGGCCAGAGAAUUUACCCCCUGGGUCCUACACCCGGCUAAGUUUCACAAGGCCCGACAAAUACAAGUGCUCAGCUUUCACCGUCCCCCAUUUCCAGCUCCACUUUCUCCCUCAGGUCCUUGCUUCUCCCCCAUUCCCAAACUCCACUCCCCCACCCAAGUCCCUUCUUCACACAGUCCCCUCACCACCAUGCCCCACACUCCAUGGUACAGCCAGUCCCAGUUCACUUCCCCCGGUUGCACCCAGGUGCCUCAUCAGAUGUCACCCCUCCCUCCUUCCCCUCACCGCCUUCCCCUUGCCCCAUGGUUCCCAGUUGCUGGCCAGAGUGGGGGUGAUGGGCCCGGCUGGGGAAGGGGCAGGGCUGGUCAGAAGAUGGGGUGAGGGAUCCAGCUGUUGGGGACCAGGCUAACACAGGGGUGAAGGGCCUGGCUCCCUGGGACUCCUGGCUGACUGACAUGGGGGCAAAGGGUCUGGUGGGAGGGUGGCUGGCUGGAGUUUAAGUGAAGCAGCUGGCUUUGGGGGGGGGCUGCUGAGAGGCUGGCAGGAAUGGGGAGGAUAGGAUGAUUAAGACUGGAAUUUUCCAAGGCCUCUAAGGAGGCUAGGCCACGGGAGGCAGGCGGCCAACUCCCCUAAGCGACUCUGACAAUUCCAGUCUGACCAGAGCUGGGGAGAGGGGACAGUCCCAGCGGGCUGAGGUGAGGGUGCGAAGGAUUGGAAAUUUAAAUAAUAUUUCAUUGAACAAUGUCCAUGCCUCAGUUUCCCCUAUGUAGUGAAGAGUUAACGAGGUGGUGGGGGAAAGGGUGUUUUCUUUGCAGAAAGAUCCAGGUGGGGCUGACCACUACCUGACUGGGGCUAGGCCCAGACAAUGGGCCAGCGAUUUGUUAACUGGCAACUGAAAUGAAACCUCCAGCUGCAGUGUAAACAUACCCUUGGGAUCUGAUUCAUAAAUCAGAGACGACCCUGUGCCUGCCAAUAGUGGGGAGGAGGGGUGGAGUGAGGGGACAGAGUGAGGGCAGUUGGCUUCUGUGGUAUUACUGAGCAUGCUCAUUCUGUGUGAACAUGCUCAGUACAAGCCAAGAAGUAAAUCUGGGGGCGGGCAGUUGACCCCUCAUUCCCCCCUCCAUGCAUUGCCUCUGUCCCUUGUGGAUCUUCAUUAAUGUCAGAGGAGUUACAGCGGUGGCUCUCAACCUUUCCCGACGACUGUACCCAUUUCAGGAGGCUGAUUUGUCUUGCCUACCCCCAAGUUUCACCUCACUUAAAAGCAACUUGCUUACAAAAUCAGACACAAAAAUACAAAAGUGUCACAGUCUCACUAUUACUGAAAAAUUGCUGCCUUUUUCAUUUUUACCAUAUAUUUAUAAAAUAAAGCAAUUGGAAUAUAAAUAUGGUACUGACAUUUCAGUGUACGGUCUACAGAGCAGUAUAAACAAGUCAUUGUCUGCAUGAAAUUUUAGUUUGUCCUGACUUCGCUAGUGCUUUUUAUGGAACCUGACUUCGCUAGUGCUUUUUAUGGAACCUGUUGUAAAACUAGGCAAAUAGCUAGAUGAGUUGAUGUACCCCCUGGAAGACCUCCGCGUCCUCCCAGAGAUACGCGUACCCCUGCUUGAGAACCACUGAGUUACAGCAAAGGAAGAUUUGGCUUUUCAGAUCCACUUUUCAUUCGUUUCUCUGCUGGCUCUGGCUCUGGCCCGCUGACAAAAUUACACGUUGCAGCCUAAAGAAAACCCUGAAGCAAACACCAAAAUAACACGCACAAACAAGCUUGCGGGGAAAGAAACAUCCAGUUGCUGGAUAAGACUCAAGCCAUGUCUGUGAUGAGGAGAUUGCAGCUGAUCUUCUCUCUUUUACACAGUAGGAGCGGUGGCUUCUGAGAAUCCAGCCGAACCUCUCCAAUAGGAGGCCGCUUGCACUAUCCUUGUGACUUGCUUAUAAGGUCCAGUGUUCAC
Caretta caretta (loggerhead turtle) is the source of this 6705-nucleotide messenger RNA. RefSeq names its product zinc finger protein RFP. Gene Ontology annotation, molecular function: protein binding; zinc ion binding. The record is from RefSeq and is a predicted model, not a curated record. Lineage: Eukaryota; Metazoa; Chordata; Testudines; Cheloniidae.